Molecule: messenger RNA, 1644 nt
Organism: Rasamsonia emersonii CBS 393.64
Lineage: Eukaryota; Fungi; Ascomycota; Eurotiomycetes; Eurotiales; Trichocomaceae
Exons: 1
Coding region: 1-1644 (547 amino acids)
Source: RefSeq, a predicted model, not a curated record
AUGCCGGAUGGCUCAUCUGGAGGACGUCUGAGGAAAGCUGUUGACUGUGGUGGACUCGUUGCGUACGGCCACUCUAGCUGGGAGAUUACUGGACGCGCAGACUGCGGGUUAGGGGGCACUCGAAAAGACACUGAAUGUUGUGCGAUAAUACUCGGUGUCCGGAAGGCCACGCCAGUCACCAUAGACGCUGACUGGAACUCUGGCGGAGAUCAUGGCAUCCAUUCCAGCAAAGGAGUCGUCGCGGCUAUCGUCCUUGGCAUGGCUUACGUCUUCUCGCGGCGCCUGGUCGAAUUGCAGGGCCAAGGAGACGAUGUUUCACUCUCUAAUGGGUACGUUCAUUAUACGGAAAGUGUUGCAGCAGUGCUCCACGAUGAUGAGGAGCAGGGGCCUUCCGAUUCGUAUGCCGAUGUUUACGUCGGUGAUGUGGACGACGAUGCGAGCAGAUGGUGGCAAGCUGUACUUGCACCGGGCCAGGGCUGGAAGGCAGUGAUUGCCACAGAUGAGAGAGGGCCGUUUUUGGCCCCUUGGGCGACUCGAAUCGGCAAUGGGCUGUCUUUCAGAAUCCGGCAGGAAAGAAAGGCGGUUCGAACAGCUGGCGUUUGUCCGCCUUCUUCCAGCCGUGCUAUGCAGUUCCUGCAAGAUUUUUGCAGGCUUCACAAUGCGGGAACGGCAUUUUCAAUUGCGAUUGCUACGGUCUUGCUUUUGCCGGUCCACAAUUUGUACGGCUCCCCAGUUAAAAUACAAUGGCAGCGACUCCACCAACUCCAUCGUCAAAACGGCGGAGUUUCUCUGGACAAACAAUUGGAGAAUUUUCGGAACAACCUUCCAUACUACAUGACUCUUGGCUGCCAUCCCCGGGGCAUCAUGUCCAAUCUUUGUGGAGUCUUCUGGGAACCAGAUAUUCCCUGUAAUCUCGCUCAUGCGUGGUUAUAUGCACCUUUGGAUCUGUUGCCCCGUGCUCCGGGGGUGGAUGGGGUCGAAACCCUUUACCAUGACGUGCUCAUUAGGGAUUGUGCACUCCGUCGACCCAAUAUAGCUUCCCUCUUUCUCGCCGCCAGCCUGACCAAUCUUAUGCCCAUGGUUCUUCGUUUCGUCAGGAGUGGGCUGCCUGUUCUGGAUCUGGACGCCGCUGCCUGGACUGGUUCCGCGCAGUCAUUUAUUCAAAAUUCUGGGCAACGUGUAUCAAAUUCUCCUGAAUGCAUGUCCAGGUCGGAUAUUUGGCGACUUCUCUAUAUCACGGGAGAAUACCCAAGUCCUCCACUUACCCCAUGGAAGCCGUUUGGAGAGAUGGACCUUCAGGACGUACCGUUACAAGCUCGAGCGCAUCAUGGCUGCAGCGAUCACUUUUUGCGGUACAGCCACUGGUCAUGGCAACUCGCUGACAACACUGUUCUAGAGGAUGAAGGCGUGCAUCCGGAGGCUUCUGUCUGCAAGUCACAGUCUGUACCAGCCUGCCCUAGGAACUUGCAAUUAAACACGCGAUCGGAAAUGAUCCCGCUGCUGGAGGAGACUGCUUCCGAGAAUGCUACAAGACAUGCAUUCCAAUGGGUUACCGUCAACGGGGAUGGAUUCGCUCCGAGUGAACAUGAGAUCUACACACAUGAGUGGAUAAAGACGGUUGAUGAAUCUGCUUCCGUUGACUAG